AUGGGGACUUUUCUUCUUUACAUCGCUGCCUUGAUAGCAGCAUGGGCCGUAGUUGUACUCUCACGGCGGAGGCGAGGCAAGUUCCCUCCGGGGCCCGUUCCCCUGCCGAUAUUCGGAAACGCCUUCCAAAUCCGCGGGGACCCACACAAGUCCUUCGCGGAGCUGGCCAAAACCUACGGCCCUUUGAUGUCCCUCCGCCUCGGGACACAAAACGCCGUCGUCAUCUCAUCCCCCGAGAUUGCAAUGGAGGUACUUCAGAAGCACGGCCAAUCCUUCGCGAACCGAUCCAUCCCGGACGCAGCCAACAACCACGGCCACGAGAAGGUCUCGUGGAACGUGAUGCCCGCGGACUCGGCCGGGUGGAAAAGAAUACGGAAAUUGGGAAGAGAGAAGCUCUUCUCUCAUCAGGCGCUUCAACAAACUGAGGGGCAGCGUCAAGAGAGGCUGCGGAAGCUCGCUGAACACGUGCGUGGGUUCAGCGAGCGGGGCCAGGUGAUGAACGUCGGGGAGGCGACGUUCACCACCAUGAUGGAUCUGGUGUUCUCGACUCUCUUCUCUAUCGAUCUCACUGACUACGGCGACGCGAAAAAGGAGUUCAGGGAGCAUAUUAAUUCCUUCACGAGGUAUGCUGGGGUUCCGAAUGCUUCGGAUUUCUUUCCGGUCCUUGCACCGUUGGAUCUGCAAGGGAUCCGACGGAAGAUCGGGUAUCAUCUUGGAAGCUUGCUGGAUUUUGUGGAUGGCAUAAUCGAGAAGCGAAUCCGUGAACGAAAGGAAUCUGAUUACCAAAACAAGAAUGAUUUUCUUGAUACACUCUUGGACAUUGCGGAAGGAACAGAGUAUGAUUUGACUAUCAAAGAAAUCAGGCAUUUUUGUGUGGACCUAAUUAUUGCUGGGGCUGACACAAGUGCAGCCACAACAGAAUGGGCAAUGGCGGAAUUACUACUCCACCCUGAUAAAAUGGCAAAGCUCAAAGCUGAACUUAAGAGUGUUCUUGGAGAUAAAAACUCUGUGGAAGGAUCCGACAUCUCGAAACUCCCAUAUUUGCAAGCCACAAUCAAUGAAGUGUUCCGUUGUCAUCCGGUUGCGCCCCUAUUAGGUCCCCGUGAGGCCGGGGAGGACACGCUUGUAAAUGGCUACACAAUACCCAAGAAUGCAAAGGUAAUUGUCAAUUUUUGGGCAAUUACUAGAGAUCCAAACAUAUGGAAGAAUCCUGAAUCAUUUGAGCCGGAAAGGUUUCUGGGUAAAGAUACAAAUUUCGAGGGCCAAUAUUUCGAGUUGAUUCCAUUUGGAUCAGGGAGAAGGAUUUGCCCCGGCAUGCCACUGGCUAGUCGCAUGCUAUUCUGCAUGGUGGCAACGUUGUGUCAUAACUUUACUUGGGAACUUGAAGGAGGAGUUGAAUCCAAACUACGACAAAGAGAAGAUGUGUUUGGACUAGUACUGCAAAAAAGAUUCCCCCUUAGAGCCAAACCUAUCAAUGUUUGAUGGUUUUUUUAAGAAUUGUCUCAAUUAGUUUUCUAUGUGCUGCUUAAUAAAUAUAAAAAUAUAACGUAAAAUACCAUUGUAAUAAGGGUUUCCGAACCUUAUUAAAUUUAGCAAAUUAAACAUGUUUAUCAUAAA
Messenger RNA from Salvia hispanica, 1617 nucleotides. Its product is annotated as carnosic acid synthase-like. Gene Ontology annotation, molecular function: heme binding; iron ion binding; oxidoreductase activity, acting on paired donors, with incorporation or reduction of molecular oxygen. NCBI's taxonomy places the organism in Eukaryota, Viridiplantae, Streptophyta, Magnoliopsida, Lamiales, Lamiaceae. The record is from RefSeq and is a predicted model, not a curated record.